Lachnellula hyalina is the source of this 1140-nucleotide messenger RNA. Its product is annotated as NADP-dependent alcohol dehydrogenase. NCBI's taxonomy places the organism in Eukaryota, Fungi, Ascomycota, Leotiomycetes, Helotiales, Lachnaceae. The record is from RefSeq and is a predicted model, not a curated record. The transcript is spliced from 3 exons. Gene Ontology annotation, biological process: alcohol metabolic process. Gene Ontology annotation, molecular function: alcohol dehydrogenase (NADP+) activity; zinc ion binding. The coding region runs from base 1 to 1140 and encodes 379 amino acids.
AUGGUCUACCCCGAUACUUUUGAAGGCUUUCAGGUGGAUGGCUCCGAGACUUGGACAACAUUCACCAAACGAGAAGGACAGAUUAAACCAAAACCGUUUGGAGACUAUGAUGUCGACGUGAAAAUCCUCGCCUGUGGCGUGUGUGGGUCGGAUGUCCAUACCAUAACCGGCGGCUGGGGACCAAAACACUUCCCUCUCUGCAUCGGCCAUGAGAUUGUCGGAGAAGCACUCCGUGUUGGCCCCAAGGUCACCUUAAUAAAGACGGGAGAGCGUGUUGGCGUAGGUGCUCAGAUCUACUCGUGCUUGGACUGCAAGCAAUGCAAGAAUGACAACGAGACCUACUGCCGCCACCAAAUCGACACUUAUGGUGCCAUUUGGCCAGAUACCGGAAUCGUCUCCCAAGGUGGAUAUGCGAGUCAUAUUCGUGCCCAUGAGGUACGAGAUUCCAGCGUCGAAAAGAAAGACCACUUGCUAAUAGUUGCGAAGCACUGGGUAUUUCCAAUUCCAGAUGCACUUAAGACUACAGAGGUAGCGCCAAUGCUUUGCGCAGGGCUGACGGCAUUCAGCCCCCUCGUGCGUAAUGGUGCUGGACCUGGGAAAAAGGUUGGUAUUGUCGGGCUCGGAGGAAUUGGCCAUUUUGGUAUUCUCUUUGCGAAAGCUCUCGGAGCUGAGACGUGGGUCAUCUCGAGAUCCCAUGCCAAAGAAGCUGACUCCUUGAAAUUGGGAGCAGACGGUUUCAUUGCUACCGCGGACAAGGAGUGGAACGAGCCUCAUCGGAUGACAUUUGACCUUAUCGUCAACACUGCUAAUAGUAGCGAUGGGUUCGAUUUGGGGAAAUAUCUUUCUCUUCUCGAUGUUCACGGUAGAUGGAUUAGUGUUGGUCUGCCAGAGGGAGCUGGACAGGAGAUCAAGUCAAAUAUGUUCAUGGAGAAUGGGUGUUUGAUCGGCGCAACUCAUCUUGGUUCUAGGAAAGAGGUUCUAAGAAUGCUACAACUCGCGGCUGAUAAGGGUAUCCAUCCAUGGGUGGAAGGAAUUCCGAUCUCAGAAAAGGGGUGCGCUGAAGCUGUGAUGAGACUACAGAAGAAUGAUGUAAAAUACCGCUUCACACUGACGAAUUUCGACAAGGCUUUCUCGACCUAA